Messenger RNA from Octodon degus (degu), 1522 nucleotides. RefSeq names its product calcineurin like EF-hand protein 2 (gene Chp2). NCBI's taxonomy places the organism in Eukaryota, Metazoa, Chordata, Mammalia, Rodentia, Octodontidae. The transcript has 7 exons. The coding region runs from base 121 to 711 and encodes 196 amino acids. The record is from RefSeq and is a predicted model, not a curated record. Gene Ontology annotation, molecular function: calcium ion binding.
CAUUGUUCUGCACUCGCCCCGACCGACGCAGGUGGGAGGCGCGGAGCUAGCUUCGGCGCUGGCUGCCCGCCCGCCCGCCCGCCCGCCCGCCGGCCCCCGGUCCCGCCGCCUCCGGGCCUCAUGGGCGCGCGCGGCUCCCACUCCGCGGUCCCUCCCGACGCGGACAGCAUUCGGCGGGAGACGGGCUUCUCACAAGCCAGUCUGCUCCGCCUCUACCACCGGUUCCAGGCUCUGGACAGGGACAAUAAGGGCUACCUGAGCCGCAUGGAUCUCCAGCAGAUUGGGGCGCUGGCCGUGAACCCCCUGGGAGACCGCAUCAUAGAAAGCUUUUUCCCGGAUGGGAAUCACCAGGUGGAUUUCGCUGGCUUUGCCAGGGUCCUUGCUCAUUUUCGACCUGUAGAUGAGGAGGACCCAGGAAUGCAAGACCCCAAGCAGCCAGAACCCCUCAACAGCAGAAUGAACAAACUCCGCUUUGCAUUUCAGCUCUAUGACCUGGAUCGGGAUGGAAAGAUCUCCAGGAACGAAAUGCUGCAGGUUCUCCGCCUGAUGGUUGGGGUCCAGGUGACCGAAGAGCAGCUGGAGAGUAUUGCAGACCGCACCGUGCAGGAGGCAGACAUAGAUGGAGACGGGGCUGUGUCCUUUAUGGAGUUCACUAAGUCCUUAGAGAAGAUGAACAUCGAGCAAAAAAUGAGCAUCAGGAUCCUGAAGUGACCUGCUCGGUGCCUUGGGCAAGGUCAGGCCAGCCGGUAUCUGCUCGGGAUCCAUCGUAUUCUUCUAAACCAAACUCUCCUGACAGCUGAGAAGAGAAAAUAGGAAGGGUGGGAACUGAAGCACAGCUCCCUUGAUCUCAGCUCUCUAAGUCAGCCCAUCAUCUUCUGGUUGCAAGUGACCGGAAGUCCAUCUCAAAGUGACUUCAGUUUAAAAAGGGGAAUUUAAUGGCUCAUAUAAUUACAAAGUCCAGAAGUGUCUGUCUCCAGGCACAAGGGAGGCUAUCAGGACCCAGAUUUCUCACGUGUGCAGCCCAGCUUACUUUUCCUCUCGUAAGCGGGUGGGAAGGUUUUCGUACUGGGGAUCAAACUCAGGCUGUGCUUGGCAGGCACGUGCUUAUGCUGCUGAGUUACAUCCCCGGCUCAAGCCAGUGGGAAGGGAUUCCCUCAUCCCAGCAGUUCCAAGCAAAGACUGCUAUUUCCCUCCUGGGCCCUUGUCCCUGUCCCCUGGGCAACGGAGUAUUCUAACUGGCCAGGCCCAUGGCAUCUACUAGCUCCUGGGAAGGCUGGGCUCAGGAUUCAGGAUGGGCUGAGAGGCGGUUGCCUAAAGAAAAACGAAGUGCUGUUGUCAGGAAAGUGGGGAAUUUGUAUGGAUCAGGCAAAAUAGGAUGUGUCCACUGUUGUCUCGUGGGCUUCAUGGAGGACCCUUGAAAUCUGGCUCCUGAAAUGGUUUUUCUUGAUCCCCUGAGGCCCGACAUGUGGUGAGGGGUGGUGACAGGGGGAGAUGGUGAAAACAAUAAACAGUACGAACCUGC